UUGGACAAGACUAACAUGAUAGCAGGUACAAGUGAAUGACAUUACAGGAAAUAUGAAUGCCAAACUUGGUGUCAACUUAUUGUCCAGUCGAUUGUCGUCAUGGUGACGAGACGCUGUCUCUGUUGUGAGGUGUGGGCGGAAUUGAAUGCAUGCUCCUAGAUACCCUAAUGGGUGUGCCAUGCGCGCCAAUAUUCAUGAGCUAAAACGUUAUUCAACUCUUCCUCAAUCAUCACAAUUAACUGAUCGGAGUAAGUCCACUACCAACGUAUAAACUCAGCUUUGCUCUUUGCAUGGACACACUGCAGAAUGACAAGCUGGCUAUGAUGUCUACUUCCCUCGCGUCCCGGUCCUUCAAACGCUCAUUCAACCCCCACAGGAACCAUGGGACUACCGUCAGUAAGCUUCGACUUCUCAUCGAUGUCGACCCCACUUAUGGCUUCAGGAGGCUUAAACUAGGAGGCAGAGAACUAGAUGAUCUUCCACGGGAACUUUUCGAACUAACCGACCUGGAAUAUCUAACGCUUAGUCCAGACCGGAAGUCUUGCUUAUUCUUUCAGCUGUCGUCUGUCCCAAAAGAUAUUGGCCGACUUGUAAAUCUGCGAGUACUGUGUCUUGAUACAAAUGAACUGACGGAUCUCCAUCCAGCGUUAUGCCAACUAGGACAACUAGAGCGGUUGGUACUCAGCAACAAUCUCCUAACGAAACUUCCUCAAGAGUUCGAAGGCCUCAAGCAACUGAAGAGCUUGCACAUCGCCAAUAACUACUUUGAAGAGGUGCCAGAACCUUUAUUCGCUUUAAAACAGCUGACAUUCCUGGAUAUGAGUGACAAUAGGAUCAUGAUACUUUCGUCUCGGAUCGGCGAACUGAGAAAUCUCGAAACGUUGUUACUUUUCUACAAUCUGUUGGAGAUGUUGCCCGAGUCCAUUGGUCGUUGCACAAGACUCUCUAAUCUUUGGUUAGGAAUGAACAAACUGACAACAUUACCACAUAGUGUUGGAAGACUGUCUAGAUUGGACUGGGGUGAGCACGACCAUUCUUCAAACUUGGAAGGCAAUCCUUUGAUCUAUCCACCCAUUCAAGUGUGUCGCAGAGGGCCAGUCAGCAUCUACGAGUAUUUCAAGGAACGCGGCACUUCAAAUAAGUAUGGAGCCGACAUCGAUGACGACGAUGAGAACGAUGAUGAUAUUAUGUCGGACGAUUCGGGUAGCACUCUCGGUGACACGGCAGACUACAGAAAUAAAAUUACGUCACAAUCAUCACCAUAAGCUAGGUAGAUACUCUUCCUCAUAAACCUUCAACAUUUAUUGAAUUCAGUAAUGAAGCAAUCACUCUCAAAAUUAUUAUAAGUAAGACAGUUUUUUUUUCUUUCAAUCCGACCCAACGAGAAAGUGUGUGUAGUUCAAUUAAAAAAUAUCCAACAAGCAUAAUGCUGAAAAUUUCAUUCAAAUCGAAUGUAAAAAUGAUCAAGUUAUAAAACUUAAUGGCUUCGCUUAUUUUUUGAACCCUCCCAGAUAAUGUGCAGAGAAUAGUGAUAUGCAAAUGAGACAGUAGAUGACGUCACCCAAUAACCAUUUCUUCUGCAUUCUAGAUGGCACAUAUGACAAUGAUGCGCUCAUCACAGUUGGUAGCAACAAUGGCAAUCUUUCAUAUUCAAGGAGGAUUCACCCAACAAAAAUACAUUUGUUUGAUUCGACCCUUAUUUCACAUUAUGGAAUAUGAUAAUAUAUUUCAUUUAUCAUGUAAUAAAAUACAGUAUAAACAGUAGGUGGAUGAUGUCAUCGGUACCCUCAUUUGCACACUAGGGGUGUGCAUAUAACCGUUUAAGCGAGCAUAUCAAACGUGGUGACAAUCCUCCCUUUCACACGGUAAAAAAAUCGUAAUUUGACUGAUGAUUCUAGUAAAAAAUGAAAAAACGAAUUCUCCGGACGAAAUUUUAGCACGUAUGAAACCAAACUAGAAUUCGCGAACGCUAAUCACAAUCACAAAUUCAAAUUCUACUCC
This is a messenger RNA of Lytechinus variegatus (green sea urchin), 2001 nucleotides long. Its product is annotated as leucine-rich repeat protein SHOC-2-like. Bases 291 to 1265 code for a protein of 324 amino acids. The transcript is spliced from 3 exons. The record is from RefSeq and is a predicted model, not a curated record. Gene Ontology annotation, molecular function: protein binding. NCBI's taxonomy places the organism in Eukaryota, Metazoa, Echinodermata, Echinoidea, Temnopleuroida, Toxopneustidae.